AUGCCGGACACCAUGCUGGAGGACCUGCCCGAGUGGCUCGUCGUCGACGAGAUCCUCGUCCGGCUGCCGCCCAAGGACGUGCUCCGCUGCCGCGCCGUCCGCAAGUCGUGGCGCGCCGCCACUUCCACCGACAGCUUCAUCCUCGACAACCACCGCCGCCAGCCGUCGCUCCCCAUCAUCGAACAACACGACGAGGGCAUCUUCUGCCUCGCCGCCGCCGGAGAUCACAAGAUACGGCCCGUCCUCCGGUACACUCCCGAUCCAGUUUCCAGCAUCGCCGCCUGCGAUGGCCUCCUCAUCCUGUCGCAUCAGUCCAGCUUCUACAUCUGCAACCCGGCCACCCGCAAGUGCGCUCCCCUGCCGCGUCCUCCGUUGCGGCCAGGAUGCUGGCCCCCCAACGUCGUCGCCUUCUACCGACACGACGCAUCCCCCCGAGAGUACCGGGUGCUUUGGGUUUUCACGGCACAGAUGGCGAGGCGCACCACGUUGGAGCCGCCUCGUUACUUCGUCCUCCCGGUGGGAUCGAAGCAGCCAAGAUGCAUCCAAUGGCCGACAGUUUUACAGAGUUAUCCCGCUUCCUCUGGCUGCCCACCAGUCCACCAUCGUGGCGCCCUGCACUGGGGACUCAGCCUCGGCAUAACCGUGUUGGACACCGUAGCCGAGACAUUCCGGCACAUGAGCUACCCAGCACAGCUGCACGGCGUUUUUUCACUGUUCCAUCUUGGUGGCGACCUUGCUCUGCGGUGCGCCACCGGUGACUGCCUCACUAUACACGUUUGGGUGCUGCAGGACUAUGAUGCCGAGACGUGGGCAUUUCGACACCGGAUUGACCUGCGAGCGAUGGAGGCAUCACCGCCGCUUAAUUUGACGGUCACUUAUUUCCCCCCCAUGAUGGCUGUGAUCAACGAGCGUGAGCUGUUGAUCCAGCAUGGUGGUGACCGCCUGUUUCAUUGUGACAUCGAGGGUGUGUUCUUAGGAUAUGUGGAAAGCCAAGACCAUGAAAGCAGUUUGAAUCGGUUUGCAAACAGUUUGUCACUUACUAGGCAUCGCCUCCAAGAGAGCAUGAUUUCACUUCCGUUGUUUGAGACGCGACAAGAAGAUGCCGUGAACAAGGAGCCUAAAUUCACCAUAGUUCUGUAA
Molecule: messenger RNA, 1140 nt
Organism: Triticum turgidum subsp. durum (durum wheat)
Lineage: Eukaryota; Viridiplantae; Streptophyta; Magnoliopsida; Poales; Poaceae
Source: the annotation of a GenBank genome assembly